Messenger RNA from Sphaerulina musiva SO2202, 675 nucleotides. RefSeq names its product acyl-CoA N-acyltransferase. NCBI's taxonomy places the organism in Eukaryota, Fungi, Ascomycota, Dothideomycetes, Mycosphaerellales, Mycosphaerellaceae. The annotation marks the transcript as partial. The record is from RefSeq and is a predicted model, not a curated record. Gene Ontology annotation, molecular function: acyltransferase activity, transferring groups other than amino-acyl groups. The transcript has a single exon.
ACCCCCUUCAUAAGACCCUACACCCCACCCCUCGACCUCCCCUCCUGCAUCCACAUUUUCCGCCAAACCUGCUCCCCCGACCUCCACGCCGAACCCUUGUGUACCAUCAGCUCCCACAUUUGGUGUCGACCCUAUUUGCAUUUGAGCCCGCAGACGUGUUUGGUGCUGGAUGAUGGGACGGGAAGGGCCGUGGGGUAUUGUAUUGGGACGAGCGAUACGGGAGAGUUUUGUCGGCGGUGGAAGGGGGAGUUUGUGCCGUUUUUGAGGGAGGGUGGUGGUGAAGAGGGGGGGUUGUUUGGUGGUGGUGGUGGGAGUAAUAGUUGUCAUGAUGAUAAUGGUGUUGAUGAGGAAGAAGAUGAAGAAAAGAAAAAGAAGAAAAAAGAAAUGUUGGAAAUCAUCUGGUCUGCACCGGAAAAAGGAUGUGAUGGAGAUGUGGCUGGUCUAUGGGACGAGUUUCCCGCGCAUUUACAUAUCAAUCUCUUGCCCGAGUAUCAGAGACGAGGAUGGGGAGUUCAGCUGAUCGGGGCUCUGGUGGAGCGAUUGCGAGAAGAGGAAUGUCGGGGAUUAUACCUGGGCGUGGGAGCGAGUAAUACGGGGGCAGUGAAGUUUUACGAACAUAAUGGCUUUAGUAGAUUUGCGAAACUGGAGCAAGAUGGGGAGAAAGGGAGGAAAGGA